AUAUACGCGGUACGUAUGGAGCUGACAUGACAUUCAGUAUGCAGUAGCUAGUUUUGCAUUCGUAUAAAACUAGUCUUCAAAUCGUUAAUCAAAGGUUCAAAGAAGCGGUUAAAAUGUCUUCCCUGCUACUCCUGACAGGAGUAUUCCUUGUUAGUUUAGUCACCUUAUCAGCUUCAAGUGGACUUGGGGGGUUAGAGCCGGCAAAAGUUGACGAAGCUGGAGUCCUUCGCUCGGCCCAUUUCGCGAUGGGCCAAAUAAACAAGAAGUCGAACGCUUUGUAUGCAAGUAAAAUGACCAAAAUUAUCAACGCACAGAAACAGGUUGUGUCAGGAAUGAACUACUAUCUGACGAUAGAAACAACUGAGACCGAGUGCAAAAACACAGGCCCCAUUGAUGAUCUGGACUCCUGUGAACUCUUGGACAAACCAAAGAAGCAGAUCUGCGAAGUCGUUGUGAAUGAGGAGUUAUGGAUGAAAGAGAACCCAAGAAAGCUCCUUGAUUCCUCCUGCCAAUGAGGCAGAGAAGGGAACAGGAUCCAUAAGAGAGAUGGAGAUCAGAAACUUGGAUGCAAAAAAGUACAAAGAAAAAAUACAUAUACUUAACCCUAACUCCCUAGGGGGUAUGCAAAAUCAUAUUGAAAUUGGAGGAUUCAGGACUGUUAGGGAUAGCUAUUACAGUGCAAAAGUUGUGCAGUGAAAUAAUUACCAUAUUAAAGGGAAGAUACAACAUUUGCGAACAUCAAAAAAUGAAAUGGUCAAAUAUCACAAAAUACCUUACUGGAUUGUUAGGGAUUGGCAG
Messenger RNA from Patiria miniata (bat star), 798 nucleotides. RefSeq names its product cystatin-C-like. Bases 114 to 515 code for a protein of 133 amino acids. The record is from RefSeq and is a predicted model, not a curated record. The transcript is spliced from 3 exons. Gene Ontology annotation, molecular function: cysteine-type endopeptidase inhibitor activity. Lineage: Eukaryota; Metazoa; Echinodermata; Asteroidea; Valvatida; Asterinidae.